AUGCGGCCUGCACACCCAAAAGAGGCGGCUCAAAAGCCAACCAACUUUAUCGAACCCGCCAGACCACAGCCAAGUAUGUCGUCGAGGGAAGAGCCGCUCUCCAUUCCGGAGCGCGACUUCAUUCUUGAGGCGCUGGGUCAGAACCUACGUCUUGAUGGCCGCCAAUUCGAUGAGUAUCGUCCUCUGAACAUUUCCUUUGGUGAAGAAUACGGACAUGUGAAGUUGCAGCUUGGGAAGACGAGCAUCAUUGUUCGGAUUUCCGCCGAAAUUACCAAGCCAUUUGAAGACAGGCCUUUCGAUGGUUCCUUCAACAUCAACAUGGAGCUAAGUAAUAUGGGCUCCCCCGCCUGGGAAAAUGGACGAUCUAACGAUCUCGAGCCUUACGUCCUCGAGGCGCUUGAUCGCAUCAUUCGCCAUUCGAACGCUCUUGACACUGAAUCCCUUUGCAUAUUGAAGGGUGUGAGCUGCUGGGCUAUUCGGGCUGACAUUCACGUUAUCGAUUUUGAUGGAAACAUCACCGAUGCAGCCUGUAUCGGAGUCAUGGCCGGACUGCAACACUUCCGCCGGCCGGACUCUGUUGUCAAAGAUGGUCGUGUCAUAGUCUACGGCUUGGAGCAGCGUGUCCCCUGUUUCAAUGACAGCAAGCAGGUCAUUGUCGAUGCUACUAGGAAGGAGGAACAGGCAGCGGAGGGAGACCUUGUCAUUGGCAUCAAUAGUGCAGGUGAUGUCUGCUACAUCUCGAAGCACGCCGGUGCUCCGAUUGAUGCUAUGCUCAUUGUUACCAAGACAAAUCUUGCGUGGGAAAAGGUCAAGGUGCUCAAUGCUAUCGUUGACAAGGCUCUUCAGGCCGACCUGUCUAAGCGGGCGGACUUUGGCAUGGCUGAUGAGUCCCGGGCAGCGAAUGACCGCUUGAUUCAACCCGAGUGA
Messenger RNA from Penicillium bovifimosum, 927 nucleotides. RefSeq names its product exosome non-catalytic core subunit RRP45. The transcript is spliced from 4 exons. Gene Ontology annotation, biological process: nuclear mRNA surveillance; exonucleolytic trimming to generate mature 3'-end of 5.8S rRNA from tricistronic rRNA transcript (SSU-rRNA, 5.8S rRNA, LSU-rRNA); nuclear polyadenylation-dependent mRNA catabolic process. The record is from RefSeq and is a predicted model, not a curated record. Gene Ontology annotation, cellular component: nuclear exosome (RNase complex); cytoplasmic exosome (RNase complex). Lineage: Eukaryota; Fungi; Ascomycota; Eurotiomycetes; Eurotiales; Aspergillaceae. Bases 1 to 927 code for a protein of 308 amino acids.